AAAAUGAAUCAGAACUGCGCGCCUACUUGGGCAUGAUUAACUUUUAUGGCAAGUUUGUGCUGAACAUGUCAACCGAGCUGAAGCCGUUGUAUGACUUAUUACAGAAGGGCACAAAAUGGCGUUGGUCAAGGGCAGAAGACAACGCAUUCAACAGAAGUAAGGCGUGGCUUACGCAUGAAAACGUCUUAACGUUCUAUGACCCAAAAAAGGAAUUGGGGCUUGUAUGUGACGCUUCAGCGUACGGAGUGGGAGCGGUUCUUUUUCACAGAGUUGGGAAUGAUGAGAAACCGAUUGCUUAUGCAUCACGAACUCUGAGCAAGGCUGAAAAGGGUUACGCCCAAAUUGAAAAAGAGGCCCUAGCAGUUGUUUUUGGGUUGAAAAAGUUUCACAAGUAUCUGUAUGGCAGAAAUUUCAGCAUCUAUUCGGAUCACCAGCCGUUGGCAGGGCUGUUAGGUCAUGAAAAACAAAUUCCGGCGAUGUCAGCAGCCAGGAUGCAGAGGUGGGCUCUCUUACUUGCUGCCUACAGUUACAAGUGGGUUUAUCGGAAGGGUAGCCAGAUUCAGAAUGCUGAUGCGCUGUCACGUCUGCCUUUGCCCAACGUGAACGAUAGCUCAGACUACGUCAGUUUCUUUUCGGCGGUGGACGAAGUGCCAUUGUCAGCUCGUGAAAUUAGGAGAGAAACUGAAAAGGAUAGUGUGAUGAAAAGAGUGUUGUUUUUCACACUGAACGGAUGGCCUUCACAUGUGGAUAAUGAGGCAUUGCAACCGUACUUUGUGCACCGUCACGAAUUGUCGGUUGACCAAGGGUGUGUAACAUGGGGAAAUCGAGUGAUCAUUCCCGAAGUGUUUAGGGAAAAAGUGUUGUCCCUGUUGCACGAGGGACAUCCAGGCACCACCAGAAUGAAAAUGCUAUCACGUAGUCACGUGUGGUGGCCUUUGAUAACAUAUGAUGUCGAAAACACUGUCAAAAACUGUAGUACUUGUCAACUAACGCAGAACGCGCCACCACGUGUUCCAUUAUUAACGUGGGGUUGGCCAACUCGCAGAUGGCAAAGGGUGCAUCUUGAUUUUGCAUACCGGGAUCAGAACUGGUUUUUGAUUGUCGUAGAUGCUCAUUCAAAGUGGGUAGAGGUGUUUCUAAUGAGUUCCACUACGACAAAAUGUACUAUCGAAAGAUUGCGAAGUGUUUUCGCCGCGUUUGGACUACCAGAAGAGGUAGUGACAGACAAUGGACCCCAGUUUGUGGCGACAGAGUUCGUAGAGUUUCUGUCGAUGAAUGGGGUACGCCACACGAAAAGUCCGCCGUACCAUCCCGCCUCAAACGGAAGCGCGGAACGGUGUGUGCAAACCGUCAAGCGGGACCUCCUGAGGCAGGUAAUCGACGAGCAACGGACGGGUGUAUCGAAAUCGAUGCAACAUCGAGUCGACCAGUUCCUGUUUGCAUACAGAAACACCCCAACUGGUACGACCGACAGAACUCCAGCCGAGCUGUUUCUCUCUUGGAAGCCUAGGACCCGUCUGAGCUUCCUUCAUCCUGAAAUGGAGAGACGCAUGAGAGAUCGCCAGCAACAAAUCAAGACAGCCGCCGACAUGAGAAGAGGCUCUUGGCGAACUUUCGAAGAAGGCGACCAAGUCCUCGUCCGGGGAUCACGUCCGACAGAUCCUGCAUGGUUGGUGGGACGUGUUAUGAAGAAAGUAAGUGCAUCAACCUACGUCGUGAUAGUGCAAGAUCAGCAUCGGUAUGUGCACGUGGAUGAUGUCCGUCCGAGACACUUCGAAGAUUCGUCUGCACAGAGAAGAAAUGUCGACACUCCGGCUGCAACACCACGAAGGGCGUCCGGUGGUUCUCGAGACAACAUGACAGAGCCUGCUGCCCUCGAUAUGGAGCCUGUUUCCGAGACAGCGGUACCGACCACACCAGUGCUUCGAAGUAGCAUACGACAACGUAGGCCACCGGAGAGGUAUUCUUGUGUGAGUCAGCCAAAACAUUGAUGGGGAAGGAGUGUUGUGUUUGAGUAUUGUUUCAAUAAAUAGCGCGAGGCG
This is a messenger RNA of Ixodes scapularis (black-legged tick), 2042 nucleotides long. RefSeq lists its product as uncharacterized. The record is from RefSeq and is a predicted model, not a curated record. The transcript has a single exon. NCBI's taxonomy places the organism in Eukaryota, Metazoa, Arthropoda, Arachnida, Ixodida, Ixodidae. Gene Ontology annotation, molecular function: nucleic acid binding. Gene Ontology annotation, biological process: DNA integration. The coding region runs from base 33 to 1991 and encodes 652 amino acids.